This is a messenger RNA of Pipra filicauda (Wire-tailed manakin), 2628 nucleotides long. It is a transcript of the gene ADCK2, whose product is annotated as aarF domain containing kinase 2. The record is from RefSeq and is a predicted model, not a curated record. The transcript is spliced from 8 exons. Bases 1 to 1905 code for a protein of 634 amino acids. Gene Ontology annotation, cellular component: mitochondrion. NCBI's taxonomy places the organism in Eukaryota, Metazoa, Chordata, Aves, Passeriformes, Pipridae.
AUGGUGGCGGGCGGCGCCGCGCGGCUGCUGCCGCUCCCGAUCCCGCUCCUGAUCCCGCUCCCGCUCCUCCCGCGCGCCGCCGGGGCCAGGAUCAGGGCGGCGCUGCCCGGCCGGGCGGCCGCGGGGCGCCCCGGGCUGCGCGCCGGGCGCUGGGGCGCCGUGGCCUUGGCCGUGCCCGUGGCCGUGCCCGCCGUGCCCGCCUGGAAGGAGAGGCCGGGGCAGCGGGCGCCGGCGUGGGCGGGGGAGCGCGACGCGGAGCGGCCGCCCCGGGGGCUGCUGCGGCGCUUGGGGCUGGUGCUACGGCUCGGGGUGCGCGCCUGCGGGCUGGUGCUGCGCUUCGGGCCGCUGCUGCUGCUGUACCCGCUGAGCCGGCUGUGGCCCGGCAUGGGCGCUCGGUGGCUGCGGCUGCUGCGCAGGGCGGCCGAGGCCGCCGGCCCCACCUGUAUCAAGCUGGGCCAAUGGGCCAGCACUCGCAGGGACCUCUUCUCGGAGGCCUUCUGCGAUGAGUUUUCCAAGCUGCACGUCGAGGUGAGCCCGCACCCCUGGGGCCACACCGAUAUGCUCCUAAGGAAGGCCUUCGGUGAGGACUGGACGGGCAUCCUCAAGUUCCCAAGCCGGGAGCCGGUCGGCUCGGGCUGUGUCGCCCAGGUCUAUAAAGCCUAUGCUGACCUCGCUGCUGUUGCCGGCUCCUGGGCCCAGGAGCUGCAGCAACACUCGGAGUUCAGGUCUGCUUUUGAAGCGUGGGAAGUGUCAGGCUUUAGAGGUCUCUUCAAGUGGCUGAGAAGGAGGAAGAGCAAGGAGACAUGGGAUGAGAGGAGCAGGGAGGAACUGAGCCUAGCAGACUGCUCCCAGGGAAGUGCCAUGAGUAGGAUGUCCCUUAUGGAGCAGAUGGCCAAACCACUCCUGAAUGCAAAUCCUUCAUCAGCCAGACAUCUCACGCCUGUAGCCAUUAAAGUCCUGCACCCUGGGCUGGUCCACCAAGUCCAGAUGGAUCUGUUUCUCAUGAAGAUGGGCAGCCGCCUCAUUGGACUUAUCCCUGGAUUCAAGUGGCUCAGUUUGACAGAGAUCGUGGAGGAGUUCGAGAAGCUUAUGAUGCAGCAGAUUGACUUACGCUACGAAGCCAGAAAUCUGGAGCGCUUCCGACAAAAUUUCCUAGAUGUCGAUUUUGUGAAGUUUCCAACUCCCCUUUGGCCUUUGGUAACAGCAGAUGUUCUAGUGGAAACGUUUGAGGAGAGUGAGCCUAUUUCACAGUACCUGCACGCGGAGAUCGCUACAGAGCUGCGGCAGAGACUUGCAAAGAUGGGCAUGGACAUGCUGCUAAAGAUGAUCUUUGUUGACAACUUUGUCCAUGCUGACCUGCACCCCGGGAACAUCCUGGUUCAAGGCACGGCCCGGGUGAGCACCAGCUGCAAGGAGCAGACGGCCCUCGUGGACCUGUGUGACACGCUCGUGGUGGAAGUGCAGCCGCCGCUCCGGCAGCUCUGCCUGGUGCUGCUGGAUGCAGGGAUCGUGGCGGAGCUGCAGAGCGCUGACAUGCAGAACUUCCGGGCAGUUUUCACCGCUGUGGUCCAAGGACAGGGGGAGAGAGUGGCAGAGCUGAUCCUCCACCACGCCCGCGCCAACCAGUGCCAGGACAUCGAGCGGUUCAAGGCUGAGAUGGCAGAACUAGUGACCAAAGUCCGGGGGAACACCAUUGCCCUGGGGAAGCUGCAGGUGGGAAAUCUCCUCUCAAAUGUCUUCAAACUAUUGAUGACCCAUAAGGUGAAGCUCGAGAGCAAUUUUGCUUCCAUCAUCUUUGCCAUCAUGGUUCUGGAGGGACUAGGUCGUUCACUGGACCCUGAACUGGACAUCCUAGAGGCAGCUAAACCACUGCUCAUCAAAACUGCUGCUUCUGUCCUCAAAUAGACUCCUGUGGCUGCUGCCCUCUCCCUGUGUGGGGUUACCUGUGCUGUCUGUGAGCCAACACGAGGGAAGCUGAAGUCACGUGUGCCCUGGGGACAUGCUGUGCAAUGGUUACUCUCCAUUAACGUUGCCUUCAGUUGUUUCAGCCGAGCACCAGGCGUGGGAUGAUCAGAAGGUCUAUUCCAGAAACCAGAAGACUUUGCACAAUUGGACAUUUCUGACUCAUUGCACAAUUUUAAGAGCUAAUGUGCUCUGGUAGUUUUAAAACUGACAUACGUAGCUUAGGUGCACAAGAUGACUGCAGCCUGAUGAGAAAAGCAGUUCUACUUGUCUAAAAGUCUUCAAAGAGAUGCUCAUUGAUCAAGUCUGUUUUGAAAUCUAUCAGGUUUAAUAUUUAAUUUACUGACUUACCUGUCACUGUGGUAUAGGAAAUGAUGUUCUAACAUCACCUAAGCAACACAGGCUGAAAAAGCCAAUAAACCUCUUUGUCUUUUGUACUUUUAACUUCUACUUUUAUUGCAGAAGUGUCCCAAGAUCCUGCAUGGAGCGGUCUGUUUUUAGUCAUUUUGGAUGAUAAAAACAGACCAGUCAUUUUGAUUUUUUUUUUUUGUUUUCAAACUUCUGUACUCCAGCACAUUAUUAUGGAAGUUUGAUUAUAAACAGCAUAAUAAAAUAUUUGCCUAGGCAGAAAAACCUAAUUCCAUAAUAAAAAACAACUUCUGGGAA